GACUUAUAUGUAUGCACGUAUGCAUAUGUCGUAUCUACGACGAGACAUUAUUCGAUUAUUUCAUUUUAUUCUGACAAGCGCGUUUUUCGAAAGGGGAUAUAUGUAUAUACAUUUUCAACCAUGGCAACUUUGUAUCGAUUAUUGAGUCGUAACAAUCGAUAACUCCCAGUCGCACGUACUGCGCGAGUUUAUAAAUGUGUAAGUACGUGGGCUACGCUAUGUAGCCGAGUACACACUGUAUGCAUUGACAUAACGUAACCUUAUUUCGUGAUCGUGAUAUGUCACGAGUGUAUAUUUAUAUGACAUAUCGGUGUAUCGAUACAUAGCAACCUACUUGUAAACGUCUAGGAUUAAAAGCAAUUUUAUUUUUUACUAUGAAAUCGUAAUUUUGUACGGAAUAUUAAAUUUAAUCUUCAUCUGGCGUGUAUCUCUGAAACGAACCUCCAACUUUUGACAGCUUCUCCCAUGAUACUCAUUUUCCUGAAAUUAUAUGAACGAGAAAAUAAUCGUGAAAUAUUCUGAGUGUAUGCAAAUUAAAAAGUGUGCGUAAAUAUUAUUGCAAACUAAACUGCACAAAAUGUUUCGGGUUACUUUUGACGAUUUGAUCAAUGCUCGAUCGUUUCAAAUAUUAUGUGUUUUAUGUACUGAAUGCCUGGAAACUCGUAUUUUAUAACAUAAUGGUAUAAAAUGUAAGGUAUGAGUAUACAGAAUUUACACACGAGAGUAAAAAAGAGAAGGAAAGACAGGGAAAAAGGGGAACACAUAAAUUAAAUAAAAAAAAAAAUCUGAAGGAAUAAAGUUACGUUUUAAGAAAUUUUUACCCAUUUUUAAUCAUAAGGGUAAAGACUGUGAAACGUUUGUUUCGUUGUGGCAAAUUAAUCUUACUAACAAAAUGUUAAGAGAAAGACGUACAGAUUCUUCUACGAUGACUUGAUCAGAAGAAUUUUAAAAAUACAGUCUAUAACAUGAUACGGCCUCUCAUCGAGGAAAGUACCUGGUGUUACUGGGUCGUCUCUGUUGGAGCAUUGUUAUCAUUUCUUGGUCUCGUCGUUGCUUGUAUUUGCAGCUGUCGCCGUAAUGAGAAUAAGAAUGAAUUUCUUGGCCUUGCUGGAUCGGUAACUAUAAACGAUUCUGACAAUGAUGGCUUUAACAGAGUUCCAGUAACAAAUGCCACUCAAGUAACAACACAAGAUGCUGUUGAAAGCGGGAAAAGAUCAACCAGUGCCAAUAGAAGUCUUCCGGAUAUUCCAAAAGACAGGGAAAAGAAAGUCGAAAAUACAGAUGCAUCUGUAUCCCAAAGUAUUUAUGAAACCACUGAAACUAUCGGAGAUCAAUCGGAGCUGUAUGCCACGGUUCGGGAUACAGCGGCAAAGGAAAGGAUAUCGAAAGAGGAAAUACAAGAAAUUUCACAUCAAAGGCCUUUGAUUCAAGAAAACUCGACAGACCAGUAUUCAAGAUUUACGUCCCCGAAUUCUGAUACUGUCGAACAUCCAUACGCUCAACUUCAAAACGUUCAAAAGACUGAAGUUAAUCAAUCGAAUAGAAACAAUGUGAAACAAAUACCGAUCGAUGCCGAGCAACCAUCCACCUCAACGUGCCAGGUUGGAAAUGGAAACCCGGUUGCUCCUCCGCGAACUCGUCGAUCGUCCUCGCACAAUUCGCUUUUAACCAAUGAAACCGCUACUUAUGACAUUCAAGCGGCUAAUGCCAUAUCAGGUGGAGUACAAGCUAAUCAAGAUUUACCGUACAUGACGCCACCACUUUCGAUGUUACUUCCUCAGUCGUCUCAACCCCGUUCCAAUAGUCCGCAACAACACUUCAGUGGAGACUCCCAAGACUCGAAAGGAUACACCAGUAUAAGCGUAAGAGAACCUUUAGCUAACAUCAUAGCGCAAACGAAGACAAUUUGUCGGCAAAAUCAGUCUAUCAGACCUCUUACGGACCCUCACUACGCGACGGUGUCGGAUGACUCUGAUGAAAUGUAUGCCGCGAUCGACGAACAAGACAAGAUAUAUACUAGUGGCAGCGAAACGUACGCUCAAAUACAACCAACCAUGACAGAGGUUCAACGAGUAACGCAAAACGAGCAAACGUUAUUUUCACGAGCUCCGUCACGUACUGAGGAAACUUAUUCUGCUCCACAACCUCCGAGCGUCGACAGUUUGCGACACGUUGCGCACGCCCAUUCUAGACAAGCGUCGUCCUCGAGUGCCAACAGUUCUAUCGUAAACCCUGCAUCACCAAAACCGGAGAAACGCCAGGCUAACUCUCCGCUACCGCCGCCUCCACCUUCGGAAGGCACGAUGGAAACGUAUGCAUCGAUCGAGAAAAGAACGAAGAACGAGGACCGACUGAAAUCGACGCUGUCGAACGAAAAAUCGUUGGAGGAUAUGUACGCGAAGGUGAUGAAGAAGAAAAAAGACGCGGAAGAACAGCAGAGUGAGCAUGCCUGUCCUCACAGUAUUCUACUGCCUUCGGAAAUCGUCGCUCCUGCUGGGACGUUCAGAAAGCCCAGUCUGGUUGAAAUAAACAGAAUUUCAUCGUCUAGUCACGAUUCUAUCGAGGUACAAAAGAAAGAGUCUGAUUCCGCCCAUUAUUCCGCCACUUCAAACAAUUCUAUUAGCAGUUUUCAUUCGGAGGUUGUCCUUUUGAAGUCGCCUAGGAGUAGCGAUAUCGCGGAUAUAAAAUCUUAUGGAAUCGAUCAUGGUUACGAAGCAGUUGCCAUAGAUUUACUGAAGACUAAUCCAACGACGAUUCGCGAGCCCCGUGAUCCCAAUUACGAAACACUACGCUCGCAGGAAUAUUCUGCGAAGAGCGUGGAUUAUCAUCAGAGCGGUAGUUCGGCUGCGAUAGGCGUACGAAACGGCACAGAUCUGCCAACAGCUUACACCGUACCGUUCAAACAACCGAGGCAAGCGAGCAACGCUAGCAGCGAAGAUCCUGGAUACGAAAAGGUUAGACUGAGAAAAAGAAGAAUCGACGUGGAUCAAGACACGGAUUCGGAACCAAAUUACGAGAGUAUGCCGCACGAUUCGGGUGAACCUAAUUACGCGUCGGUUUGCCGACCGGGCGACAGCGACACGGAUCCUAAUUACGAAUCUGUCAAUCACGGAGACCCGAAUUACGAGAGCGUUAAAUAUAUGAGCGUUGCUCGUACCAACGAAGAACCACCCUACGAGCAAGUGAACUCGUAUAAAACCGAACAUCUAGACGGAUACGAAAAAGUGAGGAAGCAGUUAUCCAACGCCGAUUACGAAAGGAUAUACCAGGAUCAUUCUAUGGACCUGAUCGAUAACGGGGAUACCGACGACGAGCAAUACGUGCAAGUAUAAUUAUACUUGCGAGUCUUCCUCGCUCCUUUUUUUCUUUCCUCUGUAUCCACUUUUUAUCUUCGAAGAAGACCAAUUAGUUACACGAUAGGUAUCGUUCUUCAAUGUUCAAGGGUUUAGUAUGAACUCGCCCAUAAAAGGCCUAAGCUGCUCCCCGAUUUAGUUAACGCGUACGAGAACUGUACGAGACUUUUUGUGCGUGCCAGUGAAAUUGUACUCUCCAUUUUUGACAAAAAGCAUUAUUUUUCUUAUAGCAUCACAUAAUCAUUCCUCUCAUUUUUGCUGACGAGUUGUUUCCUUCGAAACACCGCGUAGGUCCUUUGAUCCAAAGAAGCAAAAUGCGCACACGUACAGACAUUUAAUGUUAAACGCGUUUGUGGUAACGGGUAGAAGUAUCCGUCGAGCAUUUAUAGCAAUGUAACUCGUUCAAACUAUCGUACGUUUCAUUUUAUCGUAAACUGUUUCUUUGCGCAUCAUAGUAGAUGAACGGUACCGACAAACGAUCGGCGUAAAAGAAAACUAUCGAUUAACACUUUCGUGAGGAACGUCAUUAAUUACGAGCACGAUUUCUUCCAUAUGUUUGUAGAUUUGUAAACCGGUGUAUAUAAGUAUGAUUUAUCGUUUUCUAUACAUCUUUUGUAAGAGGCCUUGCGUUUUUUUAUCUGUGCUUGCAAAGUAACGUGACGCACUUUAGCACAACGGAACCAUAACAGAUGACUAGUAUGACGCUACAUGUAAAAGAAAAUAUGAGACAUUGAGCGUAACACACAAUUUUGUAUAGUGUCAAAUUAUGGAAGAAUUAAAAAGAGGGAGUUUUUAUGAUUGAACGUUUGCUUUAAAAAUGCAACGACCCGUAUUCUUUUAUGAUUGUAUUUUUACGAUUUGUAUUUUCCAUGAAAUCGAAUAUUUUGUCGGUAAAAUAA
This is a messenger RNA of Megachile rotundata (alfalfa leafcutting bee), 4252 nucleotides long. RefSeq lists its product as uncharacterized. NCBI's taxonomy places the organism in Eukaryota, Metazoa, Arthropoda, Insecta, Hymenoptera, Megachilidae. The record is from RefSeq and is a predicted model, not a curated record.